Molecule: messenger RNA, 327 nt
Organism: Paracoccidioides lutzii Pb01
Exons: 5
Coding region: 1-327 (108 amino acids)
Biological process (GO): proton motive force-driven ATP synthesis
Molecular function (GO): proton transmembrane transporter activity
Source: RefSeq, a predicted model, not a curated record
AUGUUCUACGGAAUGAACCAAACUCUUGGGCUGGCACUCUCCAAUGCAAUCAUCGCAAGCAUCAUCACAUAUAAACCCUCUAUCUUACCUCUCGCCACCGGCAAAGACCAAGGCCGUUUCCUCAUUUACACAAUUUUCGACAUGUCUCUUCUAGGACGAAAGUACCCGGCGCCAUUCGCCAAGCCAAUGCUUCCUUUCUUCGCUGCAGGCCUGAUUGUCCUCUACGGCAUCAACGAGUUCGCGAACGUCAUGAUAAACACACCCGAGUUCAAGAACGAUUCGCGCAACCCCCACGCGAAGGCAGCAAAGCCUGAGGAGAAGCAUUAA